GCUGGCUGAAGCAGGGGGCGCAGCAGAGGGUGUUUUUCUUCUGCCGUGUCAGUUUUCAACUCUGUCACAGCCCUUGUGUUUGCGCGUAAAAGCAGAACCGCUGGAGUUUCAAUGAAGAGCUACAAACUGGGCUUAUGGUCUGAUUGAUCCAGAAUUCCCAACAUGGCUUCAGUGGGUCACAUGGAUCUGCACCAGGUAUUGAGAGGGAAGCUCUCCAUUUCUUCACAGAUUCAAGUUUCCAUUGUGAGGAUGCCUGCGCUUGGAGAGGAUACACCAGUAUAAAAAGCAGAAACGCUUCAUCAUUAGGCUACAGUGUCCAACACUGUGGAACGAGUCGCCAUGCUAGAAGUCAGGAUUUGGUCCAUCAGACUAUCUGUUCAGCUGCUGCUUUGGUCACAACUCCUGGACAGUCAACAAACAGCAGAUCACAGGAAGGUGCCUCAGAGGACAGAGUCUCAACAGGAGUUCAGGUCAGAGUAUGGGGAAAUUCAGGGAGCCUGGGGCACCUGGGGCGCCUGGUCAACCUGCUCCCGGACAUGUGGGAAAGGGGUACAAGAACAGACGAGGCCCUGUCUGCCUGUGUACACUCAAUACCCCUCCAGAGGAGCUGCCGUUCAGCCCCAGCAGCCAGGCCAUGUCAUUUCAGCUUUGAAACCUGCUGCUGCUCCACGCCACAGUGGUGUCAGAGCCUUCAACAACAGCAGCAGCAGGGGAGAGCUGAGGAGGGAGAAGCAGAGCAGACCAGGCGAACGCAGGAAGGUCACCCACAUUGUCCCAGGGAAGUACGGCUAUGGACGAGCACCUCAUGUGGCUCCACUGUUAGUGGAUUCAGGCAGAGGCUCAGCUUCCCCUCACCUCCACAGACAAAAACGCUCUCCUGCUGCUAACUCCCUCCAGGCCUUUCCUAGAGGGCACACCAACCUCAGAUCACACAAACUGGAUGCCUCCAACAACCUCCAUCGCUUUACCAGGCCAUAUGUGCAUCCUAGGACUCAACAUCCAAGGAAUAACCAACUCUGGACUUCCCUUUACCAGCCUGUAUCCUCUAACCAGGCUGAGGUCCAGACUGGGAGUCACACCUCCAGCCACCAGCUGCACAAGGAGAGACCUUACAACCCAUUGCCUUCAUCCUUCUGUACAGGGGAGCAUGCUCACUACAGGAUCUGCAACAGUAAUGAUUGUCCUCCAUCCAGCAAAGACAUCAGAGCGGUUCAGUGUUCUUCCUACAACAACCAGCCUUUCAUGGGCAGACUCUAUAAAUGGGAACCUUUUAAUGAAGUUUCUGGGGGGCAGCAUUGUGAGCUAAACUGCCGGGCCACUGGGUUCAGAUUCUACGUUCGACAGUCAGACAGGGUGAUUGAUGGCACGCCAUGUGGACAAAAUGAAACAAAUCUGUGUGUGGCGGGACGAUGCGCGAGCCUUGGGUGCGAUGAGUAUCUUGGAUCUGGGAAGGUGGUUGACAAAUGCGGCGUGUGCGGAGGUGACAACUCAACCUGCAGGCUGGUCUCAGGAGUGUUCAAACACAGCUUGUCCAAGAUUGGCUACCACAAGAUCGUGGAGAUCCCAGAGGGAGCCACAAGGAUCAACGUGACGGAGAUGGUGAAAAGCAGAAACUACCUGGCUCUGCGAAGCCGCUCAGGGAGAUCCAUUAUAAAUGGAAACUGGGCUAUUGACCGACCGGGAAAAUAUGAGGGUGGAGGUACCAUGUUCACCUACCGCAGACCCAAUGAGAUCAGCAGUACAGCUGGGGAAUCCUUUCUUGCUGAGGGCCCCACCAAUGAAAUUCUGGAUGUUUAUAUGAUCUUUCAACAACCAAACCCUGGGGUUCACUACGAGUACAUUCUCCCCUCUGAGAAAACCGUCAAGCCUCAGCAACCAACACAAACAGCAGAAGAAUCUGCGAGAGGAGAGGAUGAGUAUACGCAGCAGAUCCACACGCAGCAGGAGAACUUCAACUCUGCAGGUGGGGGAAGAUAUCACCCACAUCUUCCUGACAACCAGGUACCUGCUGUGGUUCCUCCAAGACGUGGCAGGGAGUACAACUGGAAACUGACUGGUACCACAGAGUGCAGCGCCUCCUGUGGAAAAGGUUUCAGAAAUUCAAUCUUCCGCUGCGUCCACCGGCUGAAUCACGUCGAGGUGUCAGAUGCUUUUUGUGAAAGCAGCAGCCGCCCAGGUCCACAGGAGGAGGCCUGCAACUUGCAGCCCUGCCCAGCAUUUUGGGAUAUCGGAGAGUGGUCAGAGUGCAGCAAGACCUGUGGACUGGGCAUGCAGCACCGGCAGGUUCUGUGCCGCCAAGUCUAUGCCAACCGCACCCUCAACGUCCACAUGAGCCGCUGUCAACACCUUGAACGACCCGAAACGGCCAGUACCUGCCAGCUCAAGAUCUGCAGUGAGUGGCAGAUCCGCUCUGAGUGGACAUCUUGUUCGGUGCCAUGCGGGGUGGGUCAGAGGUCAAGAGAGGUGCGCUGUGUCAGCAACGUGGGUGACUUCGUUCCUGAUGAGGAGUGCAACAUGAACCUGCGACCCACCAACGUAGAGAACUGCGACAUGGGAGCCUGUGCCAAGAGCUGGUUCUACACUGAGUGGGGAAACAGGUGCUCCGCUGAAUGCGGGAUGGGUGUCCGAACCCGCAGCAUUCUUUGCUUGACCAACCACAUCAGCAGCCUCCCUCUGGAGGGGUGUGGCAGCGAGCAGCCCGCAGACUCCCAGAUCUGCAACAACGGUCCCUGUGACAAUCGUAUCGAGUGGUUCACAGGUCCUUGGAGCCAGUGCUCUGCAGAAUGUGGCACAGGCAGUCAGCAGAGGUCAGUGGUGUGCCUGGUAAAGUCUGAUGAAGGAUUCACCGUCAUGCCACCCUAUGAAUGCUCAUCCUUGGACCGACCACUCAGUCAGCAGAGCUGCAACAUUAAGACCUGUGGGGCGAAGUGGUACCACACUGACUGGAGUGCGUGUUCAAAAACAUGUGAAGGAGGUUUCCGCGUUCGGGAGGUGCGCUGUCUGUCAGACGACAUGCUGUCCUCUGAGGCCUGUGAUGAGCAGCUGAGACCAGCGGACAGGGAGGACUGCAGCCCUGAGCCCUGCAUACCUCAGAUAGACCUGAACUGCAGAGACAAGUACUACAACUGCAACGUGGUGGUCCAGGCUCGCCUCUGUGUUUACGAUUAUUACAAAACAGCAUGCUGUGCAUCUUGUUCACGCAUUGCACACAAACAGAAAGUACACCGAGGUCACAGCUAGCACCGACUUCCUGACGAUCCUAAUUCACACCCACUAAAGGCUCUCUGACCCUGAGCCUACCUGGACAGACAUACAGACAGACAGGACCUUUUCCAGAAAGGACCCUCGUUAAUGUUAAGAGGGAUGAAAACUUGAGAAGGACCAUUUGUGUUGGAUCUUUUACAGGUUGCUGUUGGGGAACAAAAAAGGCUACAAAUCAUGUGUGACAUGAAUCUAGGUGCUGGAAAUGAGGAACGUUAUCCGAAUCAACGAGAGCCACAACAAACAUAGGAAUCAGAAAAACUUGUUGGUUUCUUGUUCCUCAGUUUGAGAUGAACCGUCUGGCUCUUGUGCAUCACUUUGUCCAGAGGAGACUGCCAGUAAACCCUCUGUGGAGGAUAUAUUCUAACAAAGUGGAAACUGUCCAGCAUAUAAUAAGCGGUUUCACAUCCAGCCUCACUAACAUCGGUUCAUUAAACUGAGCUCAGCACAAAAACAUUCCUUUCAUAAACAAAUUCUGUGCAUUAAACCCUCCAUGGGGCUAACAACGUGUCCGUUCCUACACUGCCCUGAGAUGUAAAAGCAACUUUUGUAAUAUAAUUAUCUGUAUAUAUGUUUGUGUAUAACAACGUUUGAUAAUUUUUUGGUUUUUUUUAAUGGUUCUCUGACCCUCCCACGUAACCUAAAAGGAGGGGGGAGUCCUCUUUAUUUAUGUAUGUGACUCUCCAGGGUGGAUGCUACUUUAUCGGCCACUGGUGGUUUCUUUUCAGCUGUUCUGCCUCUAAGCCAAUCACAGCCUCUGAACUGGAUGUGGGCGUCCCACAGCCUGCUGGAUGGCAGAACCAGAUGCUCCAAACACUGGUGAUUUUUGACAAAUUGAAAACAUGAUAUUUUUUUUUCUUCCCUGUGGGUCAUGAAUAAUAAUUGAAAAUGUACACACAACUUUUAAAAUAUUAUUAAUGCUUUAUUGAUAUAGCUGCAUUGUACAGAUGGCUUGAUUUGAUAUGUCUGUGGUUCAUAAAUUUCUGUUUAUAAUUUAACUCUUUUUACCUUAACAAUGUUGUUUAUAAACUUUCUCAUGUAGUACCUCA
Molecule: messenger RNA, 4310 nt
Organism: Xiphophorus couchianus (Monterrey platyfish)
Lineage: Eukaryota; Metazoa; Chordata; Actinopteri; Cyprinodontiformes; Poeciliidae
Gene: thsd4
Product: thrombospondin type 1 domain containing 4
Exons: 18
Coding region: 340-3240 (966 amino acids)
Biological process (GO): proteolysis; extracellular matrix organization
Cellular component (GO): extracellular matrix
Molecular function (GO): metalloendopeptidase activity
Source: RefSeq, a predicted model, not a curated record